AUGGAUCUUAUAAUUCCGCGGCUAGAUUUCCUCUGGUCUGUGAAGCUCUGGGCUGUUUUCCACACAAUCAUCUGGCUUCAUCGUUAUGUCCGCCUUAUUGUUCACUGCAUCAGUCACUGGACGUACAAAUCUAUAGUUCCGAAUUGGGAGAAACCAAGAUACACCUCGAACGACGUCACGGUUAUCGUCCCCACCAUUCACAAUCGGCCCCAAGAGUUUCAGCCGUCUCUGGAGAGCAUUCUCGCCUGCAGACCGGCCAAACUAGUUUUGGUCACCACCUGGGACAAGCAUGAUGCGUUGGAGAAGGCUUCUUCGGCUCUCCGUGGGGUGAGCAGCACGCAUCCGACGGUGAUCGAAGUUUUGCACGUUGAUAAGGCCAACAAGCGGCUUCAAGUGUGCAGGGCACUCGAGGGAGAUCAUGUUCAGACUCCCAUCACGGUUAUGGCCGACGACGACGUAGAAUGGCCUUCGACCCUUAUGCCCUGGCUUUUGGCCUCGUUUGAGAACAACAGGAUGGGUGGAGUGGGAACAUGCUAG
Molecule: messenger RNA, 537 nt
Organism: Podospora pseudopauciseta
Lineage: Eukaryota; Fungi; Ascomycota; Sordariomycetes; Sordariales; Podosporaceae
Exons: 2
Coding region: 1-537 (178 amino acids)
Source: RefSeq, a predicted model, not a curated record